UCCACAUCCAACUAUCACUAUCAUGAUCCAGGGCUUGCACGUACACUCUAAAGUCGCUCCCAAGGCGCAGGCGGUCAUCCUCACGGACGACGCCCUGACGUUCCUCGCCGCCCUGCACCGGACAUUCGAGUCCACGCGCAGGAAGCUCCUCGACGCGCGCGACGACGCACAGCGCCGCUUCGACUCGGGCGUACCGCUCGACUUCCAUCCCGAGACCGCGAACAUUCGCGCGGAGCCGUCGUGGCAGUGCGCGCCGCCUGCGCCGGGGCUCGAGGACCGGCGCGUCGAGAUUACGGGGCCGACCGACCGGAAGAUGGUCAUUAACGCGCUGAACAGCGGGGCCAAGACGUUUAUGGCGGAUUUCGAAGAUUCGAGCGCGCCGACGUUUUCGAACCUGGUGGAAGGGCAGGUUAACCUGCGCGAUGCUAUUCGUCGAGAGAUUGACUUUGAGUCGAACGGGAAGGCUUACAAGCUCAGCGAGAAGCCCGCGGUCCUUAUCGUACGUCCACGAGGAUGGCAUCUCGACGAGCCCCGGUUGACUGUGGACAACGUUCCCAUGUCCGGCUCCUUGUUUGACUUUGGUCUGUACUUCUUCCACAAUGCGGCGGAGCUCGUCAAGCGUGGUCUGGGCCCCUACUUCUAUCUGCCCAAGAUGGAGCAUUACCUCGAGGCCCGGCUAUGGAACGAUGUCUUCCUCUUCUCGCAGUCCUAUCUCGCGAUCCCGCACAACACCAUCCGCGCCACGGUGCUGAUCGAGACGUUACCCGCUGCGUUCCAGAUGGAGGAAAUCCUGUUCGAGCUGCGGAAUCACUCGUCGGGCCUGAACUGUGGGCGAUGGGACUACAUUUUCAGCUUCAUCAAGAAGCGGCGUGCCGAUCGCAGUGCGGUGCUCCCGGAUCGCAAGGAUGUGACGAUGACGGUCGGGUUCAUGGACGCGUAUGUGCGGCUUCUCAUCCAGACCUGUCACAAGCGCAAAGUCGCUGCCAUGGGUGGCAUGUCAGCGCAAAUCCCGAUCAAGAACGACGCCAAGGCGAACGAAGUGGCGAUGGACAAAGUCCGUGCGGAUAAACUGCGGGAGGUGCUCGCAGGUCACGACGGGACCUGGAUUGCCCACCCGCUCAUCGAGUCGAUUGCGCGCCCGGUGUUCGAUCAACACAUGCUUGGUCCCAACCAGGUGUGUCUUCCUGUUGCCGUCUUCCCGUAUGGUCUCCUGAUGGCUUGCCAGUACCAUGUGCGCAGGGAGGAAGUGCGCGUUGCCGCUGCUGAUCUGCUGAACACCUCCGUCCCCGGACAGAUCACUGAGGCAGGAGUGAAGGAGAACGUGUCGACGUCCUUGGCCUACACGGCGGCCUGGAUCGGGGGCAACGGCUGCAUCCCGCUCAACUACCUCAUGGAGGACGCGGCCACGGCUGAGAUCACGCGGGUGCAGCUGUGGCAAUGGGUCAAAUACGGGUCGCGCUUGGACACGGGGGAGACGGUCACCGUCGAGCUCGUCGACUCGCUCAUCGGCGACCUCGCGCCGGGUGUGAAGAAACUCGCGCCUGGCGUGAAGGAGGCGGAUCUUGCCGUCGCUGUCGAAUACCUCAAGGCGCAGAUCCGCAGGGAAUGGCCGAGUGAGUUCCUGACGAGCGACCUCAUGCCCUAUCUGGCUAUUGCCGAUGGCGCACCAGCCAAGUGGCAAAAAGCGAGCCUUUGAGUUGAGCAUAGUUAUAUGUAGGAACAAGUGUAAUCAUGUACAGACAAUGAGUUGUCGGCACUCUAAUCGCGUCAGCCAACUAGCGCAU
Molecule: messenger RNA, 1784 nt
Organism: Mycena citricolor
Lineage: Eukaryota; Fungi; Basidiomycota; Agaricomycetes; Agaricales; Mycenaceae
Source: the annotation of a GenBank genome assembly